Molecule: messenger RNA, 1316 nt
Organism: Trifolium pratense (red clover)
Lineage: Eukaryota; Viridiplantae; Streptophyta; Magnoliopsida; Fabales; Fabaceae
Product: phenylcoumaran benzylic ether reductase TP7-like
Exons: 5
Coding region: 142-1068 (308 amino acids)
Molecular function (GO): oxidoreductase activity
Source: RefSeq, a predicted model, not a curated record
CAUUUGGUGAUGGUGCUGUCCUACAAAUAGCAUAACCAAUCCCUUUGUUCAACACAAGCAAAUUAAGCCACAAUUAAGUUAGUUACAAAAUCACAACUUCUUUUGAUUUCUGCUUUGAACUUUUGUUCUUUAAUUAGUACCAUGUCAGUGAAGAGUAAAAUCCUAGUCCUAGGAGGAACAGGUUACAUAGGAAAAUUCAUAGUUGAGGCAAGUGCUAAAGCAGGACAUCCCACCUUUGCUUUGGUUAGAGAAAGCACAAUUUCUCAUCCUCAAAAAUCUAAGCUUAUUGAGAGCUUCAAAACUUCUGGAGUAACUUUGCUAUAUGGUGAUCUAAGUGACCAUGAAAGUCUUGUUAAGGCAAUUAAGCAAGUUGAUGUUGUUAUUUCAACACUUGGUGGAGCACAAAUAAAUGAUCAAGUCAAGCUCAUAGCAGCAAUAAAAGAAGCUGGAAACAUCAAGAGGUUUCUCCCAUCUGAAUUCGGAAUUGACAUUGAUCGUCACCAUGCUGUUGAGCCAGCGGCUAGCUUUUUUGAGCAAAAAGCAAAAAUCCGAAGAACAAUUGAAGCUGAAGGGAUUCCUUACACUUAUGUCAGUUGUAACGCCUUUGCUGGAUACUUCCUCCCUACAUUAGGACAACAAAAUGUUACGGCUCCUCCCCGAGAUAAAGUGGUCAUUCUCGGAGAUGGAAAUGUCAAAGGAAUUUAUGUCACUGAGGAAGACAUUGGGACUUAUACUAUUAAAGCAGUGGAUGAUCCAAGAACCUUGAACAAAACUCUAUACUUUAGACCUUCUGCAAAUGUUGUGACUUUCAACGAGCUUGUUUCCUUAUGGGAGAAUAAGAUUAAGAGUACCCUUGUGAAAAUUUAUGUUCCAGAAGAUCAACUUAUUAAGCUAAUUCAGGAAUCUCCUUUCCCUGCAAACUUGUUAUUGGCACUAGGUCACUCAACUCUAGUAAAGGGGGAUUGUACAAAUUUUGAGAUUGACUCUUCUUUUGGCGUGGAAGUUACCGAGCUUUACCCUGAGGGGAAAUUCACUAGUGUCGACAAUUAUUUGAAUGCAUUUGUUUGAAGUUUAAGAAAUGUGAUGGCGCCAAUAAAUCGGUUAUAAGAUUUCCUACUUUCGAAUUUUCUACAUUUACACUGUUAUCUAAGAAACCGCCCCACCAAAGUCAAUAAAGUCAUAACAUGUUUUGUAUUGGUCAAAAUUUCAUAUUUCAUCGUCUUGUUUGUCACUUGAGUUUUUAUUAUCGUCAAAAGAAUCAUUUCACAUUUUACUUUGUAAUGUUCGCUCCGUAAUGUAUUAUGUUUGCUUUGCCA